Messenger RNA from Acomys russatus (golden spiny mouse), 1493 nucleotides. RefSeq names its product ADAM like decysin 1 (gene Adamdec1). NCBI's taxonomy places the organism in Eukaryota, Metazoa, Chordata, Mammalia, Rodentia, Muridae. Gene Ontology annotation, molecular function: metalloendopeptidase activity. The coding region runs from base 38 to 1441 and encodes 467 amino acids. The transcript has 13 exons. Gene Ontology annotation, biological process: proteolysis. The record is from RefSeq and is a predicted model, not a curated record.
AGGAGAUAACACUGGCCACUGGAGAGACUGUAACUGUAUGCUGCCUGAGACCUCUCAGCUGCCCACAGAAGCCAGAAUGUCUUGGGUCCUGCUUUCUGUCCUGUGGCUCAGCAUUCAAACUCAAGUGAUAGACACAACAUCAAGCCCAGAGUUAAAGCGCCGUCAAGUAGUCCAUCCUAAAAAGCUACCCAUUUCACACAGAAGAGGGAUCGAGGGCAACCAGACAGAGAGCUAUGGCAGAAAGGAAAUGUAUGCCCCUGAAGUUCAAUAUCAGAUCAUACUAAAUGGAGAAGAAAUUACCUUUCACCUAAAGAGAACCAGGCAUCUUCUGGGGCCAGACUACACUGAAACAACUUACUCACCGGGAGGAGAAGAGGUGACCAGAAGCUUUCAGGACAUGAAACCCUGCUACUAUGAAGGCCACAUCCUGAAUGCAAGAGGCUCUCUUGCCAGCAUCAGUACAUGCGAUGGCUUGAGAGGGUUCUUUACGCAUCAUGAUCAGAAAUAUGAAAUAAAACCGCUACAAAGAUCAGAUGAAGGAGAUCAUGCUGUUAUUCCAUACAGUCAAGAGGAACCAGACACAGCUCAUUACAAACGUAGGGAGAAACAUGUUGGCAGGAAACGUAGCCAUCUUCGGACUUCCAGGUCACUCAACGGCCCAAAUGGAGACUUACUUCAAGGACAGAGGUACAUUGGUCUCUUCUUGGUGCUGGACAACGCCUUUUAUAAGAUGUAUAAAGGGAAUGUGACUCAGAUAAAGAGCUUUGUAUUCGAGGUGCUGAAUCUGCUCAAUAUGAUUUAUAAAACCAUAGACAUUCAAGUGUCAUUGGUGCGCAUGGAAAUAUGGUCUGAUGGUGACAAGAUAAAGGUGGAACCCAACAUUGGCGCCACAUUCACAAACUUCAUGAGAUGGCAUUAUUCUAACCUGGGAAAAAGGACCCAUAACCAUGCUCAACUUCUCAGUGGAACUGGCUUUCGUGCUGGACGUGUGGGAAUGGCAGCUGCUAAUUCCUUGUGUUCUACAUCUUCAGUGUCUGUUAUUGAGGCUAAAAGAAAGAAUAAUGUGUCUCUUGUAGCAGUGAUGGCACAUGAAUUGGGCCAUGCCCUUGGUAUGAAGGAUGUUCCAUAUUAUACCAAAUGUCCCUCUGGAAGCUGUGUGAUGAAUCAGUACCUGAGUUCAAAAUUCCCCAAGGAUUUCAGUACCAUCAGCCACUCACAUUUUCAAAGAUUCCUUUCAGCUAGAAAUACAAGGUGUCUACUGCUGGCCCUUGAUCCUAAAAAUAUAAUAAAGCCAACAUGUGGGAACAAACUUUUGGAAAUGGGAGAAGACUGCGACUGUGGCUCACCCGAGGAAUGCACCAAUCUUUGCUGUGAGCCUCUGACAUGCCAGCUGAAAUCCCAACCUGAGUGCAUAGAAGAAGCCUCCAACCACAUCACGUGAGCACCACCUUCUCUAUGUUCCCCUAAUGUCUUCUCACUUUCUUUAAGAUUUG